AUGACAGGAGGAAAAAUCUAUGAGGGUAUUCUCCCUGUCCACAAACCCGAAGGCGUAACAUCAGCCGAUGUUCUCCGCAAACUCCAAAAACACUUCAACCCCUCCACCAUAUUCCGACCAUGGAUCGAAAACGAAAUCUCCCGGCGCAAAAACGACGCCAACUUCCGCAACCGACGCAAAAAGAGGCCCGAAGUGAAGAUCGGCCACGGCGGCACCCUCGACCCUAUGGCAACUGGGGUCUUGAUUACGGGUAUCGGCCGCGGCACGAAAAAUCUCAUAAAAUUCUUGGAAUGUCGCAAGACGUACGAAACGGUUGUCCUAUUUGGUGCGGAGACGGAUACAUAUGAUCGAACGGGUAAACUUGUACGGAAAGCGCCCUAUGAACAUAUCACGCGUGAGGUUGUGGAGGAAGCUCUGAAGAAGUUCCGGGGUAAAAUUAUGCAGCGUCCACCUAUCUUUUCGGCGAAGAGUAUACAGGGUGUGAGGUUAUACGAGUAUGCGAGAGCGGGGAAAGAGCCUCCCGUUGAAAUCAAAUCUCGAGAAGUUGAGGUCUAUGAUCUUCAGAUUCUGGAAUGGUAUGAGCCCGGAACGCAUGAUUAUAAGUGGCCGGAAGAGGAAAUGACUGGUGAAGAGAAGGAGGUUGCGCAAAAGAUGCUUGACAAGGAGGCUGCAAUACCACUUGCAUCGGAGGCAGAGGAAGCCGAGCAAGCAGCGGCAAACUCUCUAUUGGAGGAUAAGAAAAAUAAGAGAAAGGCAUCUCCGGGACUCGAUAAGAAUAGUGCAACCAAGACUUCGGAAACAGAGGCGGAGACGAAACGUCUGAAAUCUGAUCCAGAGCAGCCUUCCACAGAAGACAAAACCACAAAAGAGGAAGAUACCAAUAAUACGAAACAAGAAGAAGCAAAAGAAGCAAAAUGGGAGAAACCACCAGCCGCCAAAAUCACCAUGACAGUCUCCUCCGGCUUCUACGUCCGCUCCCUCGCACAUGAUCUGGGCAAAGCAGUAGGAAGCUGUGGACUAAUGAGUUCACUAGUCCGCUCCAAACAAGCCGAUUAUACGCUCGAUUCAGACAAGAUUUUGGAAUACGCCGACCUAGAGGCUGGGGAAGAGCUUUGGGGUCCUAAAGUUAUUCGGUUUUUGGAGGAGUGGCAGGAGAAGAAUCCGCCUGCUGAAAGUACAUAG
Molecule: messenger RNA, 1182 nt
Organism: Talaromyces stipitatus ATCC 10500
Lineage: Eukaryota; Fungi; Ascomycota; Eurotiomycetes; Eurotiales; Trichocomaceae
Product: pseudouridine synthase
Exons: 2
Coding region: 1-1182 (393 amino acids)
Biological process (GO): mRNA pseudouridine synthesis; tRNA modification
Cellular component (GO): mitochondrion
Molecular function (GO): RNA binding; pseudouridine synthase activity
Source: RefSeq, a predicted model, not a curated record